AAAAUAUACUCUGAAGCUGCACUCUAGCGUGCCUAGACAUUAGAAGCGUGAGCGAUUAACCUGCAAGGCUAGUAGGCUAGUAUAUAAUUGUCAGAGAACUGAUUUUUCUCCUCUGCUUGUCAUCUAAUCUAUAAGUUUUCAGGAAAUGCAACUGCUGCUUCAGUUACUACCCUCUUAAGGCAUCAAAUGGUCAGAUCUUGUUAAUGUUUUUUUAAAACAAAACUGCCAUGAAGCUUCUCUGGAUCGUUGACUGAUCGAGUUGGGCAAAGUCUCAACAAGAUCAUUGUUGGAGCUGACCUGACGCCCUUCUUGAAAGCAGAGCUUGCGGCCCGUCAGGAUUCAGGAGCUGCCGGUUCUGAGAACUGGCCGACCGCUUCUGGUUCGUUCAAAGUGGAGGGGUUCAAAACGAGCCAAUGAACAUAUGCAACGUGAUUUGUGAGUGGUAAUCAUUCAUGUCUCAGUAUUUUACUGCCUCAUGAUUGUUCCCGAGGAUAUGAUUUGUUACAUGAUAGGUGCGUGUUACUGUCAACUGUCAUAUAUACUAGUCAAAUUUUUAACUUUGUUGGAUCACUAUUUCUCUCAUCCAGACUGUUCUUUUUUAUCAGGUGGAAGAACACUCCCUAUAACUGAUACAAGAAGGCACUAGUGUCACGGAAUGACAUGUAUAAUAUAUCUUCUCUAAUUCAUUUAGUCGAUCUAGCAGGCACAACACAUAAGAGAAAAGAUGGGGGAGAUCUCGCAUAUAUGACGACUUCAUUAUAUCUAUUUGAGAGUAGAAAACAAUUGUAACCUUCAAAGAAAUCAGAAUUCAGAAGUCACAACUCACCACAUUGCCAUGCCAUCUUGUAGGCGGAACAUGUCCAUCUGUUGUGUCGCCUAUACCAGAGUUUAACCCAAGUCCACUAGGCCAUGAACCACAAAGGCAGCCAAUCAAAGGUCAAAUAUACAGCCUCCCCCACAUGGCCUGCAAAAGAGUGCAACUACACAAAUAAUUCAGUGCUUUUCUAAUCCCUCUCUUGAUGAUGUGUUCUAGCUUCUUUAUCUUACUUUAAGUUCAUGAUCAGGCAGACAAGACCUGGUGCUGCUAUGUGCUAGCUAGUGCCCCUCUGAUCCCAGAAAGCCACUACUGUUAACACACUCGGUCACAGCCUCAUAGUGCUUCAUAACCUUCGCGCCUUUCCACUGGCUCCCUGACUGCUGUGUAUGUGAUGGUGACACUCAUGGCAAAGCAAAAACUAUGUAAAUUCACACCACAUGUAACUGUUACCUGCGAUCUUGCAGUCUAUAUAUACCACUCCAGGUUCAACACAGCAGAAACUUACUCUUACAUUGUUGCAGAGUUACUCUUACACAAGAGAACACAAGCCUGUGAGUGUGACUUCACCUAGGAAGAAAGAGUUCGCAUCAGAAAAUCACAAGUGAAGCAAACAUGCAAGAAGGAGGGUACAUGUACUCGAGGAGGGCGAUGCUGCUGGCUCCGCUGCACAGCUACAGGGAGAAUGCUGCCGCGAGCCAGGUGGUGGACGGGCAGGAAGCUCCGGCGGCCGACGCUGUCAGCGGCGGCGCCGGGAGCAGCUUCGACGCGAACGUGGUCUUGAUCCUGGCCGUGCUCCUGUGCGCGCUCCUGUGCGCGCUGGCGCUAAACUCCAUCGUGCGGUGCGCGCUCCGGUGCUCCAACCGGAUGUCGCCCGGCGCCGGUGGAGAGCAGCAGUCAGCGGAGCUGGGGCUGUCGGUGGCGCGGAUGGCGCAGGCCGGGGCGAGGCGGAAGGCGCUGCGCGCGAUGCCGACGAUGGUGUACUCGGAGGGGCUGCCGCUGCAGGCAGCCGGCGGCGGGCCCGUGUGUGCCAUCUGCCUGGCUGACCUGGUGCCCGGGGAGCGCGUCCGGGUGCUGCCCAAGUGCAACCACGGCUUCCACGUACGAUGUGUCGACCGCUGGCUGCUGGCGCGGUCAACGUGCCCGACGUGCAGGCAGUCGCUGUUCGGCGCGCCGCAGAAGGGCUCCGGCUGCGCCCACGCCCACGCCGGCACCGAGCCGCCGGUGCGGGCGUUCCUCGUGCCCCUCCGGCCAGAAGGUCUCAUCACGCCGUAUGAUUUUUAGACUAGAUCUUAAAAACAAAAGGCCAAUCGAUCACUGAAUUGUAGAUUGUGUUGUGCACUUUAAAUUGUACAGAAGUAGUAGCUUUGUGUUUAUCAUCGAGGUGAAUCUGAAAAUUAGAUGGAUACUAUCGUAAAAAUGUUUAUAUUAAAAAAUACCAUUAGUUGUAAGGAUGAUAUAUGAGCACAUGAUCCACAUGUCAUCCUUACACCAGUAUUAUUUUCCAACUUUUACAAUUUUUAUGAUGUUACUCAGCAAAUUGCCUCUAAAAACAAAAUACUACAUGUGGUUUAUAUAAAAAAAAAUGCAAGUUGAUGCACAUGAACUACACCGCUACACUGAUAUGCACACGACAUGCCAAUCAAACCUAGUGCCAAAAUUGUGGAGGCUCAUGAUAGUAAAUACAUGACCUCAUGGAGGAGGGUCAUGCGCUAUCCUUAUGAGAUGCAUGUAUAACAGCGGACAAUCAAUACUUAAUCCUUGACGGUUGAGGUUGUACACUCACAACUCCACUACAUGUAGUAAGGUUAUCCGCAUACCGUCUUUUGGAGAUAAUGAUUAUGAAU
Phragmites australis (common reed) is the source of this 2661-nucleotide messenger RNA. Its product is annotated as RING-H2 finger protein ATL73-like. The transcript has a single exon. Gene Ontology annotation, molecular function: transferase activity. The coding region runs from base 1430 to 2098 and encodes 222 amino acids. The record is from RefSeq and is a predicted model, not a curated record. NCBI's taxonomy places the organism in Eukaryota, Viridiplantae, Streptophyta, Magnoliopsida, Poales, Poaceae. Gene Ontology annotation, biological process: protein ubiquitination.